GUACUCUUCAGCCACCAUGAAGAUUCCUCUUUUUUGUUUUCCCCCUCAAAUACUCACUUUCCUCAAAAAAAGAUUCCUCGGAUCAUCAGAAAUGGCUAUGGCUACACGCGCGAUUCGUUGCCAGUUACCGUCACCGAGAUCUUUAUCUCCUAGAUGCGAAUCAUCGGAACCAAUCAAGCAGAUUCAGAUACAGCAACGACCAAGAGGUGGCGAUUUAGCCGAGAACGGGAAGAUCGUGCUUCAACCAAGGCUUUGUACGCUGAGAUCUUAUGGAUCUGAUAUGGUCAUCGCUAAAAAAGACGGCGGAGAUGGUGGAGGAGGAGGAUCUGAGGUUGAGUUAUCAUCGUCUCCGUUUUUUGAGACGCUUACUGAUUACAUAGAGAGUUCGAAGAAGAGUCAAGACUUUGAAACCAUCUCUGGAAGACUCGCCAUGAUUGUGUUUGCGGCGACGGUGACGGAGGAGAUUGUUACGGGGAAUUCGUUGUUUAAGAAACUUGAUGUGGAAGGAUUGAGUGAAGCUAUUGGAGCUGGUCUCGCCGCGAUGGGAUGCGCGGCGAUUUUCGCUUGGUUAACGAUUUCUCGGAACCGAGUUGGACGGAUUUUUACAGUGAGCUGCAACUCGUUUAUUGACUCGUUGGUUGAUCAGAUCGUUGAUGGGUUGUUCUAUGACACCAAGCCUAGUGAUUGGUCUGAUGAUCUUUAAGUUCAUAAAUGAUAAAUACCACU
Arabidopsis arenosa is the source of this 726-nucleotide messenger RNA. NCBI's taxonomy places the organism in Eukaryota, Viridiplantae, Streptophyta, Magnoliopsida, Brassicales, Brassicaceae. The record is from the annotation of a GenBank genome assembly.